This is a messenger RNA of Amphiprion ocellaris (clown anemonefish), 1568 nucleotides long. RefSeq names its product ADP-ribosylation factor-like 8Ba (gene arl8ba). Gene Ontology annotation, biological process: protein transport; anterograde axonal transport. The transcript is spliced from 7 exons. NCBI's taxonomy places the organism in Eukaryota, Metazoa, Chordata, Actinopteri, Pomacentridae. Gene Ontology annotation, molecular function: GTPase activity; GTP binding. The coding region runs from base 85 to 645 and encodes 186 amino acids. Gene Ontology annotation, cellular component: lysosomal membrane. The record is from RefSeq and is a predicted model, not a curated record.
UCCCGUCCCCGCUGGAAAACGCCACAUCUGACGGGGAGGGAGAGGCAGAGACCACCGCGGGGGAGUGUAAUCACUGACCACAAGAUGCUGGCGCUAAUAAACCGGCUUUUGGACUGGUUCAAGUCCCUGUUUUGGAAGGAGGAGAUGGAGCUGACGCUGGUCGGCCUGCAGUACUCUGGAAAAACAACAUUUGUAAACGUGAUCGCUUCAGGGCAUUUCAGUGAAGACAUGAUCCCUACAGUCGGCUUCAACAUGAGGAAGGUCACCAAAGGAAACGUCACCAUCAAGAUCUGGGAUAUAGGAGGGCAGCCGAGGUUCAGGAGCAUGUGGGAGCGCUACUGUCGGGGAGUUAAUGCAAUCGUGUACAUGGUUGAUGCAGCAGAUCGAGAAAAGGUGGAGGCAUCCAGAAAUGAGCUUCAUAAUUUAUUAGACAAACCUCAGUUGCAAGGAAUUCCUGUUUUGGUACUCGGCAACAAAAGGGAUCUCCCCACUGCCCUAGAUGAAAAGCAGCUCAUUGAGAAAAUGAAUCUAGCAGCUAUUCAGGACAGAGAGAUAUGCUGCUAUUCAAUUUCCUGCAAAGAGAAAGACAACAUUGAUAUCACACUUCAGUGGCUCAUCCAGCACUCAAAGUCCCGCAGGAGCUGAAGACGCAGGAGUCGUUUUCCAGCUGUGUUUGCCAUGUUACUGUCAUGUUGCAUCCUCAUCACCCUCUGCAAUGAUGUACAGUCGUAUCUUCACCUCACAUGCUGCACUGUUCUGCUUCUGUCACACAGUUGUUGUUUUUUUUCUUCUUCUUGUCACUUUGUGUGUGUUUCACAAGCCCAGACAAUGCACGACUAAAAAUGGAACUCUGGUACCAAACUUAAGGAUUGCAAUUGGCAUUAUACAAUUUAUGAAGCUGUACUUAACUUGGAUUAAGAAACUAUUUCCUGUUCUACCUUUUUACCCUUCAGGCAUUACCAUUAUUGAUCAUACCCAGAGGUGUAUAACUCUUAUCUUGUCUGUACAACAACACCGUCUUAUAGGAGGGUUUAAUCUGUAAAACAGGCCUCAUGUAAUGAGAAAUGUUCGUCGUGCAGUCAGAUAUGAUGUCAUGAGAUGGCUAAUGUGGACAUGCAGGUUUUCCUGUUUCUGUCAAGCUCUACUCUGCUUGUCUUUGACUGUCCCCCUUUGCUUGAUCAGGUUCUCUUCUUUCAAGGACGUGUCUGUUUUUGAAAAUUGUACAUUUGGGCAAGUCAGUUUAAGCAGGUCUGUACAAAUAUCAAGCUAGUAUGAUUUUUACUGAUGUGGGAUGUGUGUAUGAAUAUAUGAUUCUAUUUAAAGUCUGAAUGUACUAAAAGUAAAGGUGUACGGGGUUGUGUGGUUCAUAUUGGCCUCUGUUUGUAAGUCGCCUCAGUGGAAUGAUGUCCUUUGUGCUGCCUUGAAGCUGAGAGAGUGGCAGAAUUUAAAGUGCCUUGUGCAGCGUCUCUCACCUCUGAAGCAAAGCAGCAUGCAAGGUGUGCCUACCUGGGUAAAAACCACCACUUCAAUACGUACAAGAAAUAAAAAGGCAUGCUUUUUAAUUUAAA